Molecule: messenger RNA, 882 nt
Organism: Recurvomyces mirabilis
Lineage: Eukaryota; Fungi; Ascomycota; Dothideomycetes; Mycosphaerellales; Teratosphaeriaceae
Exons: 2
Coding region: 1-882 (293 amino acids)
Source: RefSeq, a predicted model, not a curated record
AUGAACGAGGCGCUACCGUGGGAAGAGCAUCUGAGAGCGGAGGACGUUAUACAAGCAAUUUGGCAGGACAAUGGUCGGCCUAGCCCCUCGUACCGUGCCUUCCUGCAGAAUCACUUGCGCCAGCUACUGGGUCCAGCUCCAGCCCAUGAAGUGUACAACAUGGCAUGGGAGGAGUUGGCGACGCCAAAUAAUCUUAGUGCCCAGCAACUUCAGCUUCUCCCGACGUUCUUGCGACAGCAUGGUAUGCUCAGGCGAGAUUUUGCUGUGGGUAUGGUCAUCGAAGGAGGAAGGACAUGGGAUGGUCGUGUGAUCGAGCCCGGCGUGGUGGUGGAAGAUACUCGUCCCGAGGCAUUCGUUGUCUGGUUGCACAACGACAACGCACAGCUCCUCUCUAGAAGCGAGCUCAACCAUUGGUCCAUGUUCAGCAGAGCUCCAGACCGCGUGCGUGUCGCCUUAUCCAGUAUGGGUCUUGAGGAGCUAUUGGCCACCAACCAGAGCGUAGUUCAGCUGAACUCGCCUGCCCUUGACGAGCACGAUUACCUCCAGCGUCCCGCAUUGAGACAGGGACGUAGCACGGGCCGUAGCGAUUCGACAGCCGAGGGAUUUCACGAUCUGCCCAUGGAUGUGCCGUCAGCCUCUGAUGCUGGCCUCUCGCACCAGCCCAUCGACGUCGCAGACCAUCGCCUGCCAGUGGCUACUACGUUUGCUGGAGGAGAGCGCUUCAGACCGUCCAGCGACACGGCCGCCAGUUCACUCGAAGGCGCAGAUGGAAUCAACCUGGAAGCAGAUUCUAUUGAAACUUCGGGGAAUCUACACUUUGGAGACAGCGAGACCUCCGGUUGUCCAAUGGCCUGGGAGGACUUUUUGAACACUCUCGACUAA